AUGAGCUUGUUGCAAUUCUGCCAGCUCUACCAGUUUCAUUUCCCAAAUAACCUUGUCAGUGAAGCUCCUCAUCACGAAUCAUCAACAACAACGAGGAUGCCACCUCUUUCAGUCCAAGACGAACCCACAUCAUUGCAAGUCGAGAUUCGCUUCAAGAACCUCACGCUAGGAGUCGACAUGGUGGAAGUUGAUGUAGACGAGAAUGCGGAACUUCCGACGACCACGAACUACGUCAAGCAUCGCUAUGGCGGAUGCUGCUCCAAGAAGACGACGGCACGUCGUGAGAUCCUGAAAAACAUCAGCGGCGUCUUCAAACCAGGAACCAUGACACUCGUGCUUGGACAACCAGGAUCGGGCAAGUCGGCACUCAUGAAAGUACUGAGUGGGCGGUUCCCCAUGGCCAAGAACGUGGUGUUACAGGGCGAUAUCACCUACAACGGCACGCCACGUGAAGAUGUUUUAAAUCGCUUACCGCAGCUCGUCUCGUACGUCGGUCAGACGGACCAGCACUUCCCCACGCUCUCCGUACGCGAGACACUCGAGUUUGCUCACGCUUUCAGCGGUGACCAUCGUGUCUGCACUGGAACAGAAGAUAACCACGCUGCUCACGUAGCUCAAGCCAUCGCCACUAACUAUCCCCACAUCGUCAUCCAACAGCUUGGCCUCCAGGCUUGUCAGGAUACAAUUGUGGGUGACAGCAUGGUACGAGGCAUCUCUGGAGGCGAGAAGAAGCGCCUCACAACGGGUGAGAUGGAGUUUGGCAACAAGGUUGUGUGUAUGAUGGACGAGUUCAGUACUGGCUUGGGCAGUGCCGCUACAUUCGACAUCAUCAACACGCAACGCAACAUCGCCAAGAAAUACCACAAGACAAUCGUCAUUUCUCUACUUCAACCAUCACCUGAAGUUUUCGAUCUAUUCGACAACGUCCUCCUUCUGAACGAUGGCGAAGUGCUCUAUCACGGUCCACGUGGACAAGUUACUGAAUACUUCAAAGCUCUUGGGUUUGUGUGUCCUCCACGUCGUGACAUCGCCGACUUUCUCGUGGAUCUCUGCACUGAUGAGCAAUGCAAAUACCAAGUCGAUCUGCGCGGUAAGACUCAUCCACAGGAACCCAUCGAGUUUGCAGAAGCGUUUGCACGCUCAGGGAUUCGUAUCGCGACGCUAACAGAGCUGUACUCUCCUCUAUCUCCAGUGAGACUUCGAGAGAUGGAAACGUGUUUAAAACUCCUGCCAGAAUUCCACCAGACUUUCUGGGUAGGUACCUUGACACUCAUGCGGCGUCAGCUACUGGUGACAGUCCGGAACAAGGCAUUUCUUCGUGGUAAGGCUGUACUGCUCAUACUGAUGGGUCUACUAUACGCGAGUGUCUUCUACCAGUUCAACUUUGAAGAUGCUCAGAUGGUUAUGGGCAUCCUCUUCUUCUCCACCAUGUACCUCGCUCUAGCUCAGACGCCCAUGCUACCGCUAUAUUUCGCUGCUCGUGAUGUAUUUUACAAGCAACGACGCGCCAAUUUCUACCGUACCGCGAGUUACGUGGUCUCCAUGAGUGUGAGUCAGAUCUCUAUUACGCUGGCGGAGAGUCUGGUAUUCGGAACAUUGGUGUACUGGCUGUGUGGCUUCGUGCAGACUGCUGGAGCGUACAUUCUGUUCGAGGUGCUGCUGUUCUUGACCAAUUUGGCCUUCUCCGCCUUCUUCUUCUACGUCUCCUGUAUCACGGUGGAUGUCCACGUUGCCAAGCCACUUGCGAUGGUCUCGCUAGUAAUUUCGAUUUUGUUUUCAGGUUUCGUGGUUACACGAACGAAGAUUCCCGACUGGUUUAUCUGGAUCUAUUGGAUCGAUCCGAUCUCGUGGGGACUCCGCAAUCUUGCAGUUUGUCAGUAUCGUCAUGAUGAGUUCAACCAGUGUGUGGUUACUGUAAAUGGCACUGAUUAUUGCACUGAAUACGGGAUGAAUAUGGGCGAAUAUUACCUGAAUCUCUACGAUAUCCAGACGGAGAGAUCCUGGAUAAUUUACGGGGUGAUCUUCAACCUCGUCAUUUAUUUCCUCUUCAUGUUUCUUGCGUAUCGAGCACUGGAAUAUAACCGCUUUGAGACGCCGAAGAACCUCGUUGCACCGAAGAAAAAGCUUACAACUGACUACGUUGAACUCACAACUCCCAAGGCUGAAGACGGUAAAAUACUUGGAGAGAUAUCUUUGUCAAUGUCGACUCGAGAGAAGAACUUCGUGCCAGUCACGCUAGCGUUCAAAGACUUGUGGUACACUGUCCCCAACCCGAGAAACAAGAGCGAAUCCAUUGAUCUGCUUAAGGGCAUCUCGGGUUACGCGCUUCCUGGUAAAAUGACAGCACUCAUGGGUGCUGGAGCUGGUAAGACGACUCUAAUGAACGUGAUUGCUGGUCGGAAAGCUGGAGGAAAAGUACGAGGUCAGAUCUUAUUGAAUGGCUUCCAGGCCACUGACUUGACCAUCCGACGCUGCACAGGCUACUGCGAGCAGAUCGAUGUCCACACAGACUCGGCUACUAUUCUGGAGGCUUUGGCAUUCAGUGCAUUCUUGCGUCAAGGCAGCGAUGUAUCGUACGAAAAGAAGUACGAGUCGGUGACGGAGUGUCUGGAACUUCUCGAGUUGGACUCGAUUGCCGAUCAAUGUGUACGAGGGUGUUCAGUGGAGCAACUGAAGCGAUUAACUAUUGGGCUGGAACUCGCAGCUCAGUCGAGUGUACUCUUCCUGGACGAACCUACUAGCGGAUUGGACGCUCGAGCUGCAAUGGUUAUUAUGGAGGGAAUACGAAAGGUGGCGAACACCGGUCGGACCAUCUUGUGUACGAUCCACCAGCCGUCCACUGAUGUCUUCAUGCUCUUCGACUGUCUACUGUUACUUAGAAAAGGUGGGGAGACCGUCUUCUUCGGCGAUCUCGGUGGUCGUUGUCGUAACCUCAUCGACUACUUCGAGGGUAUCCCGCAAGUACCCAAGAUUUCAGACGGAUAUAAUCCAGCUACUUGGAUGUUGGAAGUCAUCGGCGCUGGUGUUGACCACUCAGUGGACAUUGAUGUGGAUUUUGUCCAGAUAUUCAACGAUAGCAAACUCAAGACUUCGCUGACCGACAACUUGAGUAAAGAAAGUGUGACUGUGCCGGUACCUGGUCAGGAUGAACUCUCCUUCACCAACAAAUGCGCAGCCAGCAACUUGACACAGUUCUACAUGGUUACUCAACGUUUUUUCCGCAUGUACUGGCGAGUACCGACGUACAAUUGGACACGUAUCGUGGUGUACACUGUCAUGGGACUUCUCGUCGGACUGGUAUUUGUUGGCGCCGACUACACGACGUACCAGGAGGUUAACAGUGGACUCGGGAUGAUCUUCUGUACCACAGCAUUCCUUGGCAUCGUGUCACUAAACAGCGCUGUACCAGUGGCAUCGGAGCAACUUGCGUCAUUCUACCGCGAACGUGCCUCGCAGACGUAUAAUUCUUUCUGGUAUCUUCUGGGUUUUGCGCUGGUUGAGAUCCCGUACGUACUCGUGUCAAGUCUGCUCUUCACUGUUAUCUGCUUGCCACUCGCAGGCUUUACCGACGUCGGAGACCUCGCGUUCUACUGGUUAAACUUGACUCUACACGUCCUGUGCCAGAUCUACCUGGGUCAACUACUGUCGUUCGCUAUGCCGAGUAUGGAGGUUGCAGCGUUGCUGAGUGUACUCUUCAACUCCAUUUUCGUUCUCUUUAUGGGCUUCAAUCCGCCGGCUAGUGCCAUACCGCAAGGCUACAAGUGGCUUUUUGCUAUCACUCCCCAACGCUACUCACUCAUGCUCUUCACUGCGUUGCUGUUUGGUAAUUGUCCCGAUGAUGACUACACUCAAGUGAUCCAGUCACUGGAAACGGGUGUUUCGCUGGACAUGACGCAGUUCCCGAGAGGCUGUCAGAUCCUGGAAAACGCACCGCACGCUAUGGGAAGAAUUCCCAUCCGAACAUAUCUCGACAGCGUGUUUGAUAUCCGACACGACGACGUUAACUAUUACAUGCUCAUCAACACUAUUAUGAUCCUGGCGCUGCGUUUCGCCGCACUACUCGCUCUGCGCUUCGUCAACCACCAGAAGAAGUAG
This is a messenger RNA of Phytophthora nicotianae INRA-310, 4095 nucleotides long. RefSeq lists its product as hypothetical. The transcript has a single exon. The record is from RefSeq and is a predicted model, not a curated record. Bases 1 to 4095 code for a protein of 1364 amino acids. Gene Ontology annotation, cellular component: membrane. NCBI's taxonomy places the organism in Eukaryota, Oomycota, Peronosporomycetes, Peronosporales, Peronosporaceae. Gene Ontology annotation, molecular function: ATP hydrolysis activity; ABC-type transporter activity; ATP binding.